AUGGCAGCGGCGGGGGCAGCGGAGGGAAGGCGAGCGCCGGCGUCCUCCCUGCGAGCCGCAACCAGCCGGCCGCGCGGCGCCUACAGCCCCAGCAUCUGCGCAGGAACCCAGCUGCCACCGGCUCCUUUUUCGUGGUGGCGUCGUUUCCUUCCGGAUCCUUCUGGUGGGUCGCACGAACGGCAGUGUGCGCACCGGAAAAGGCUGCUAUUCCAUCUUGUUUUAAACAUCUUGUUAAAUAUAUCACAAGGCGAUUCAAAAACCUCUGGAUGGCCACCGGGGCCAGGAGGCUACGGAAGUGCCUCAGCCCCGUUUGAGGAGCGCAGUGGGGCAGUUCCAUGCAGAACGCCGUGGGGCCAGCGGUACCAGAUCUUGGAGGAGGUGUUCACUGAAGUUCAGGUGCCGCCAGGCACUCGCGCCCAGGAUAUCCAGUGCGGCCCGCAGAGCCGGCAUGUGGCGCUGGCUGUGGGCGGCCACGAGAUCCUCAAGGGCAAACUCUUUGAUUCUACAAUAGCUGAUGAGGGAACGUGGACUCUGGAGGGUAGAAAAAUGGUCCGUAUUGUUCUUACAAAGAGAGAUGCAGCAAAUUGUUGGACUUCUAUUUUGGAAUCUGAGUAUGCAGCUGAUCCUUGGGUGCAAGACCAAAUGCAGAGAAACUUCCAGAAAGAAAAUCCUGGUUUUCACUUCAGCGGAGCAGAAAUCUCAGGAAACUACACUAAAGGUGGACCAGAUUUCUCAAAUCUUGAGAAAUAUCUGUGAACUUGCUGCAUUUUGUGGAUCCUAGCAAAUGUUGCCAGCUUAAUCAAAGGAACAGAUUAUGUGGUGGAAGAAAAAUGUGGAUGCCUACAGUUAACAAAUUGCAAAAUAUAUUUAAAUAUGGUUCUGAAAAUUGCAUUCAAAUGUGAUUUACAUAGGAAACAAAUACUGUAGGAACUAUUCUAUUGAUAUACGGUAGCUUUUCUUUUGGACUUGUUUUUGCUCAGCAUGAACUUUCAUAUGCUGCGGUUUACUAAUUUCAUA
Messenger RNA from Kogia breviceps (pygmy sperm whale), 1017 nucleotides. The record is from RefSeq and is a predicted model, not a curated record. NCBI's taxonomy places the organism in Eukaryota, Metazoa, Chordata, Mammalia, Artiodactyla, Physeteridae.